GAAUAGAUAGACACGAACAGGAUCCACGUGUUCAGCUUCAGACACUCUCAUAUCACAUCUGUCUCCUAAUUGCUUCCACUUUGCUUCUUUUAAGCUCUCUCUCUUCAAGUCUUCUUCUCUUGCCUUUUCUUCCUUCUUCUUUAUCCAUUAAGGUUUGAUCCUCUCACUUAAAUUAGGGUUAUAUAUGGCUACAUCUGCUAGAAGAGCAUAUGGAUUCGGGAGAGCUGACGAGGCGACUCACCCGGACUCCAUUAGAGCCACUUUGGCUGAGUUUCUUUCCACGUUCGUCUUCGUCUUUGCUGGAGAAGGCUCAAUCCUCGCUCUAGACAAGUUGUAUUGGGACACGGCGGCUCACACGGGGACAAACACGCCUGGAGGGUUAGUUCUGGUGGCGUUAGCUCAUGCAUUGGCCUUGUUCGCGGCUGUUUCUGCAGCCAUCAAUGUCUCUGGUGGCCACGUCAACCCCGCUGUCACUUUUGCUGCUCUAAUCGGAGGCAGGAUCUCGGUCAUUCGAGCUAUCUACUAUUGGGUUGCUCAGCUUAUAGGUGCUAUCCUCGCUUGUCUCUUGUUGAGGCUUGCCACUAAUGGCUUGAGACCAGUAGGUUUCCAUGUAGCAUCAGGAGUUAGUGAGCUUCAUGGGCUACUGAUGGAGAUCAUACUUACAUUUGCUUUGGUUUAUGUUGUCUACUCGACCGCAAUCGAUCCAAAGAGGGGGAGUAUUGGGAUCAUAGCGCCACUAGCCAUCGGGCUCAUAGUUGGGGCAAACAUUUUGGUGGGAGGACCUUUCGAUGGAGCCUCUAUGAAUCCGGCUAGAGCCUUUGGUCCAGCAUUAGUGGGAUGGAGGUGGAGUAACCAUUGGAUCUAUUGGGUUGGACCGUUCAUUGGUGGUGCACUCGCCGCACUGAUCUAUGAGUACAUGAUCAUCCCCAGCGUGAACGAACCUCCUCACCACAGUACCCACCAACCAUUGGCUCCGGAAGAUUACUAGACCGGAGCAGUCUUCAUGUAGAGGGUUCUCUCUUUGUAUAAAUAGUCUCUGUGUUUGCUUGUGUUGUUUGUCUCUUUACUUGUUUUGUUUUCCUGCCAUUUCCUAUGUAUAAUUGAGUCCACACCAAAAUCUGUUUUCUUGUAUUGUAUAUCUUACAGAAUAAUAAAGAUUUUCAAUGAUCGGAU
Molecule: messenger RNA, 1173 nt
Organism: Arabidopsis thaliana (thale cress)
Lineage: Eukaryota; Viridiplantae; Streptophyta; Magnoliopsida; Brassicales; Brassicaceae
Gene: BETA-TIP
Product: beta-tonoplast intrinsic protein
Exons: 3
Coding region: 185-988 (267 amino acids)
Biological process (GO): transmembrane transport
Cellular component (GO): vacuolar membrane; membrane
Molecular function (GO): channel activity
Source: RefSeq, marked reviewed